UGCAGCUGACAGCGCUGCUGCUGAUGGUGAUGAUGAUGAUGAUGAUGAUGAUUUUGAUGAUGAAGAUGAAGAUGUUGAUGUUGAUGUUGAUGAUGACGAUGAACAAGAUGAUGAUGGUGGCGGUAGUGGUGGUAGUAAUGGCGAUGACGACGAAGAUGAGCAUGCUGAUAACGGGACUGAUCCGUUCACCUUGAUUAUGACUAAAGGCCACCACAAAAUAUCGUGGAGAACUGGAAUGAUUGAGACGGAGAAGGCUGAUGCACUGGUCUGUUCGGUCGGAGCAACCUCUCAAGCGAUUACAAAGGCGGGUGUUUCUCUAAUGACACCUCCAAACGCUGGAGACAGUGCUGUCUCUCCUGGUUUUCCAUUGGCUAAUCACGUGAUCAACACUUACUGUGGCCAAUGGAACGAUGGCAAAGGGGAGGCGUCUCUACGGGCCAUCGUCCAAAAGUGUCUGCAGAAGGGUGAAGAGCUUGGAGUGAAGUCCAUUGCAUUUCCUGUCAUAGGAACUGGAAACCUCAGCUUCCCACGGGAUGCAGCCUCGAGAAUCAUGUUAGAAGAAACGAUCAGCUUUUGCGGAGCAAACCCUGGAUCUAAAGUGCACGAUAUCCGAUUUAUUGUGUUCGAGCAAGAUCAGGCAUUAAAUGACGCCUUCAAACAAGAGAUGGACAAAUUGAAAGUCAAGCGCAAAUCCCGCAGUCCUGCCUACACUGCGAGAGGGCUAUACAAGAGUAUUCGUUCCAAACUUCGAGGACUUAGAAGGUACCGAUCAGUCUCAACAAAUUUAGACUCAAUAUUAAAUGCUACAGAUACUGGCCAGCUAGGAAAGCGUGAAAGGAGACAAGCGCACCGAGCGAGUCAAGAGCUCUCUGUGCGAAUUUUUGUCCUCGGCAAGAAAAAUGCAGCCGUGGACAAGGCCGUGGAAUUUUUGAAGAGAGGUUUCUCUGAAGCUUGUAUCACGGAAAAAGUCGAAAAUGAGGUUGUUAGUCAACUUUCUCAUAAACAGAUUGUCAGACUGAGAAGAAAAGCCGAGGACCGUGACGUCAAACUUGAAGUUGAGACUGAUGUUGAUCGCAUUGUCUUGCGGGGUCAACCGACCGAUGUGUCCGGCAUGGUCGGGGAGAUCUGGAAAGAGAUUAGCGAGAGAAUAAAGAAGAACCAGGAAGAAGAACAGGCGCAGAUGGUGGCAAGGAACAUAGAAUGGAGUUACAAAAUACGCGGUAGUAAAAAGGUUUUCCAUCCCAGAGCAAAAGCAAAGAUUGAGAUUGCGUACAGCAAAGCUGCGUCCAGAGUUAAAGUAUCUUUACGUGGAGAGCAGUUUGUUAUCGAUUUGAAGGCAAAAACCGGCCGCGGACAACGAACCGGUGAACAAAUUACACUGAAGAGAAAGGUUAAGGAAGCAGAGGAAGGAAUUCCUCUUCCGAAACACUGGGCGAAAAUGCCAAAAGAUGACAUGACAGUGCACCUGGUUCCACUCUCGAAAAAUUCCCCUGAGUAUAGAGACGUCACGCGCAAGUUCCAGGCUACCGCUGGUGGAGUAAAUAUUCAGAAAAUAGAACGAAUUCAGAAUCCUCAUCUGUACCAGUGUUACAUGGUAAGAAAACAAAAGAUGGACAAAGACAUUGGUGGUAAUAGUGAACGGCAGUUGUUUCAUGGAACCGACGCUAAAAAUGUCAGCCACAUCAACACUCAAGGAUUUAACAGAAGCUUAUGUGGGGCCCAUGGAACUAGAUUUGGACAAGGUACUUAUUUUGCGAGAGACGCCUCUUACUCACUUUGUUACGCAAGGAUAGGAGAUGCCGGGGGCCACUACAUGUACCUUGCCCGGGUCCUGGUCGGGCAGUAUUGUGUAGGCAACCCUGCAAUGAUAGUGCCUCCCCCAAAGAACCCUUUAAGACCAGAGAUAUUGUAUGAAUCAGUGGUUGAUAAUCAAGUAGACCCAUCUAUUUUUGUUGUAUUUUACGACAAUCAGUGUUAUCCAGAAUACCUUAUAACUGUGCAAUAGUAGGCGAAAUAUUUCUUCACAUUGUUACGUCACAGAAUAUAAUUGUUAUUUAAAAUGUAAUACCGUUGCACACAAAAUGUAAAUUAUAGAUUUAGCCA
This is a messenger RNA of Orbicella faveolata, 2103 nucleotides long. RefSeq lists its product as uncharacterized. Gene Ontology annotation, biological process: negative regulation of gene expression. The record is from RefSeq and is a predicted model, not a curated record. Gene Ontology annotation, cellular component: cytoplasm; nucleus. NCBI's taxonomy places the organism in Eukaryota, Metazoa, Cnidaria, Anthozoa, Scleractinia, Merulinidae. Gene Ontology annotation, molecular function: transcription corepressor activity; NAD+ poly-ADP-ribosyltransferase activity.